Molecule: messenger RNA, 549 nt
Organism: Rotaria sp. Silwood1
Lineage: Eukaryota; Metazoa; Rotifera; Eurotatoria; Philodinida; Philodinidae
Source: the annotation of a GenBank genome assembly
AUGGCCACAGGAUGUGGAGAAGAAACAAUAGCACAGCGUAUAUUACGAAUUUCAGAUAUUGCUCAGGAACCGCUUGAGUUUAUCGCACCCAUUGGUGGCUAUGAAGAAAUGCCACUUGUUUCACUUGAAAUAGCUGUUGAACCGCUUGUUCCUAUUCUACCAGCUGUUCAAAGUCAAGCAUAUGUCGCCAAACAACGCUAUCUAAGUCAUCGUUACAUCAGAGGACAAACAAUCGUCUGGUGGGGUUUCUCGUCUUGUACAACAGCUGUUGGUGUCCUACAAUCGGAACUAUUUUUGGGAAUGACGAGUACAAGAACAAUGUUUACCUUACAAUGUCAAUCAGCUAGAGAUAUCCGUAAGCAUUCGUAUUAUCCAGGUGAAGACGAAGUACUUCUUAUGGCUGCAACUCAAUUCAAAGUAGUCAGUUGUCUUAAUCAAGGUAAUCUCCACAUUAUCCAAUUGGAAGAAACUAGCCCACCAUUUCCACUCUUACAACCAGUAACAGUUGUUGUUUCACCACCAAUCAAUCCAACUCUCCCAAGUAAGUAA